Molecule: messenger RNA, 1461 nt
Organism: Branchiostoma floridae (Florida lancelet)
Lineage: Eukaryota; Metazoa; Chordata; Leptocardii; Amphioxiformes; Branchiostomatidae
Exons: 6
Coding region: 115-1461 (448 amino acids)
Biological process (GO): canonical Wnt signaling pathway; non-canonical Wnt signaling pathway
Cellular component (GO): plasma membrane
Molecular function (GO): Wnt receptor activity; Wnt-protein binding
Source: RefSeq, a predicted model, not a curated record
CAUCUUUCGACCAAUCGGAGCCCGCGUUGAACCUCUCGUCCCCAGCGUGUCGUCCCGGCGUGUUGUCCCCUCACUCCUGCCUGUGGACGUACGGAAAGGAGUCGUGCAGGCACGAUGGCGUCCGGAGGAACGCAGCAGCGGAGACUACGGGCCGUACUGGCGGCCCUGACGGCCCUCAGCACCGUGCAAGCCACGAGGACACCCCGGCAAGCCGCUCCUCAAUGCGAGGACAUCCGGGUACCCAUGUGCAGAAAUCUGCCCUACAAGCAGACGAUGUACCCCAAAGGCACGGGAAACUCGCUGGGCCACCGGACCCAGGAGGACGCGGUGAGGUUCAUCGCACAGAACCAGCUGCAGCGCCUGGUGGAGUCGGACUGCUCCCCGGACCUCCGGCUCUUCUUCUGCUCCGUCUUCGUGCCGGCAUGCACGCCGACUGGCGAGAUCGUGCCGCCCUGCAGGACGCUAUGCCAGGCCACGCGGCAGAGCUGUCGGUUGGCCCUGCGGCGGGAGAACAUCCGCUGGCCGCGGGAGUUACAGUGCGGGCGGUACCCGAUCCCCGGGACCGGCAAGGGCUGCACGGAGGGUCUACAGAGCGCGCAGCACUCGGCGGGCCAAGGAGGUCAGCACCAAGUGGGACUAACUCAUCUGACCGCCAAUGACGAAGAGCCCGUGAUGGUGCACACAAUGGACUACCUGACGGAGUUUAAGAAACCUUCUGCAGAACUGGUCAGGGGAGUCCGUGGCCAGGCCGUUCUGCUGAGGGGGAAGUUCCUGGAGUCGGACCAACCGCUGAACGUCUGCGGACAAAAAUACAUCUUCUGUCCGGACGGCUUCGCGGUGGAGUUCUGGAUGAAGCGGUGGCUGAACGACAGGAGACCGCACUACUACCUGGACAUCGGCGGGGACAGGACGGAGCUGGCCCGAGGGUUCACCUUCCUGCGGGCCCCGGACCAGGUGGACCGGGAGGACCAGUUCACGGUGCAGGUUAGCGGCAGUAGGACGGCACAGAGAGGCCGUGUGGACAUCCCACUGCAGACCUGGACGCACGUCGCCUUCUACUGGAAGGAGGGAAGCCAGCUCACUAUCCUGGUCAACGGCACUCGCGCUGGCUAUAACUUUGAGGAGCGUCGCCUAGGGCCUCUGACAAGAAGAGCAAGAGCGAGUCCUUACAGACUUUACUACGGGACGUCUGCUACGCGCCCCGGAGGCAUGACGCCGUCCUACACCGCCUUGGACGAGGUGAAGGUUUGGGGCUAUGCGCGCCCUGAAGAGGAAAUCAAGCAAAGUCUGGCCGAGUUCUUGGCUGAUACUGAAGGUGGAAGCUCAACCAGACGGAUCAUCAGGCCCGGAGGUGGCACAGGGAUUGUUGUUGGAGGUGUCACUAGCGGUGGCAGGCAGACCAUCACACAUGGAGGGGCCACAGGCACUAGUGGUGAGGCACUACUGAGGCGUAGAGCUUAG